Messenger RNA from Staurois parvus, 307 nucleotides. NCBI's taxonomy places the organism in Eukaryota, Metazoa, Chordata, Amphibia, Anura, Ranidae. The record is from the annotation of a GenBank genome assembly.
CUACAUUUCUUUGGUGAAAAUAACCCAAAUCAGUAUUUAUUAUUUAGACUGUAGGAAAGUUAUAGAGUUCACAAACUAUGGGAUAUAUCUGAAAAUUGAUCAAUCCUGAAGUACUGACAGACCGAUCUAAUUUCUUGAGGUCCAAAAAAUGAACAGUACAGAUUAUCCCCCAAAUGACCCCUUUUUGCAAAGUAGACAGUCCUACGUAUUUCAUAAGAGGCAUGGUGAGUUUUUUGAAGUUGUAAUAUUUUUUGUCAUAAUUUUUCGGAAAAAUUAAGAAAAUUCUUUUUUUACAUUACUGUCACCA